This is a messenger RNA of Leptidea sinapis, 4789 nucleotides long. RefSeq names its product zinc transporter 9 (gene ZnT49B). Gene Ontology annotation, cellular component: membrane. Gene Ontology annotation, biological process: transmembrane transport; zinc ion transport. Gene Ontology annotation, molecular function: monoatomic cation transmembrane transporter activity. Lineage: Eukaryota; Metazoa; Arthropoda; Insecta; Lepidoptera; Pieridae. The transcript is spliced from 12 exons. The coding region runs from base 320 to 2098 and encodes 592 amino acids. The record is from RefSeq and is a predicted model, not a curated record.
AUCCUGGCUUCUAUCUUUUACAGGAUGAAAUUGAAAUACCAAAUGGCUUUAAUAAUAGUAAACGUAUUUAGCAAAAAAAAUUAAUAUUGUAUGUAAUUAAGUUAUUUUCAUAUAUUUUUUUUGGUGUGUCAAGAUCUUCCGGAACCAAUAGUAGUGGUGUUGAAAAAAUGUCACUCACUUCUUUUGGAAAUAUUUCCUGAUUCCGUCUGUAAAUUAACAACACUAGGUUUACUUUCUAUCUGAUUUCAAGAUUACUAAUACCCAUAUAUAUACAGUAAUUAAAUUUCUUUGGAAUAAUGCAAUAAAACUUGCGAAAAUCAUGAUGCCUUUUACAGUUUCUGCCUUAUGCCGGAAUUUUCGUAGACGCUUUUUGUUUGCAAAAACAUUAUCGAAUUUACGAAUUAGUUUAGCCAUAACAGGCUGUAAUUUAGAGCAGACAAUUAUUGAAAACAAUUAUAUUAUCAGACCUUUGCAUGUAACUAGUUGUACCCAAAGUAAAAAUGAGACGAAAGAAACGCAAGUUCCUAACACGAAGCAAAAUGGAGAAACUGAUGCAGUAAAAUUAUCCGAAAAAAUAUUGAAAAGUAAAGAAUUGCGUAAUAUAAUUGUUAAGACUGAGACAGAUGAUAAUAAAUUAGUGACAAAAGUGACAAUAGAAAAACCAAAAGAAUCAAGUUCAUCACUUGAUAAAUCUGUUACAACAGAACAAGCUAUAGCACCACCAGUAAAAAAAAGAUUAUUGAUUGAUUUCUCUGCCUCAUAUACUGAAAGAAAUUUCAUUACUCCAAUGAGGGCAAUGACAGAAUAUUUAUUGAAGCAGUCAGACUUAGAAUCACUACCAAAGGUCCUUCGUAGAUCUCCUUAUGAAUCAGAACCACCUAUUACAGUGUAUUAUAGAAAAGAUGUUGAUGCAAAAGCAAUAGAAGUAUGGGGUUCAAAAGAAAAUUUGGAAAAAGAGUUGCUAAGGAGAGAAAUAGACAGGAGAAGAUAUGAACAAGAUGUGUUUACUGUGAAAAGAAGGUUGAGAAACUAUAGACGGGAAAUGGGUCAUAAGCGUCUUAAACAUGGAGUUGAGGAGAUGGGACUAAAAACUGUGUCUGGACGAGUUGUUCUCACUGCUAUUGGAAUCAAUGGAUGUAACUUCUUGUUCAAGUUGUGUGCUUGGCUGUACACUGGCUCUCACAGCAUGUUUUCAGAGUGUAUACACUCUCUCGCUGAUACAGUCAAUCAGCUUAUACUGGCUUAUGGAAUACACAAAUCAGUUCAGAUUGCAGACCCCGAUCAUCCGUACGGGUACACCAACAUGAGGUACGUGUCCUCGCUGAUCUCCGGCGUCGGUAUAUUCUGUGUGGGUUGCGGCCUCUCAUUUUAUCACGGCGUUACCGGCAUUUUGGACCCGCAGCCCUUGCAUGACUAUUAUUGGGCCUAUUUCGUCCUGGGUGGAGCAGUGGUAUCCGAAGGCGCCACACUGAUGGUCGCUCUGAAUGCCAUCAAGAAAGGUGCGAAGGAGGCCAAUAUGUCUCUCUAUGACUACAUAAUGCGCAGUUCGGACCCGUCGGUGAAUGUGGUGCUGUUCGAGGACAUGGCUGCCGUGGCAGGCGUGGUCGUUGCGGGCAGCUGCAUGGCCCUCUCGCAGUACUCGGGCAGCCCGCUGCCGGACGCCGUCGGCAGCCUGCUCGUGGGCUCGCUGCUCGGGGGCGUGGCCUCCUUCAUCAUACUCAGCAACGUCGGCGCUCUGGUCGGCAGGUCCAUACGUCAGGAGCAACUGGAUGAAAUCAACAGCGUUCUGGAGCGAGACUUUAUGAUUCGGGCCAUUCACGACGUGAAGGGGAUCGACAUUGGCAGUAACCUCAUCCGAUAUAAGGCUGAAGUUGAUUUUGACGGAAGAGCGCUGACGAGAUCGUAUUUAGAAAAGCACGAUUUAAAUCUAUUGCUAGAGGAUAUGAAGAAAAUUCACACGAUAGAUGACGUUGAAGCAUUUCUUCUAAAGCAUGGCGAAAAUAUUGUGGACAUGCUGGGGGGUGAAAUAGAUAGGAUAGAACUUAAGUUGAGGAAAAAGUUUCCGCAAAUACGGCACUGUGAUUUAGAGAUAUUGUAAAUAUUGAGACUUAACUAAUGGAUGUAGUGUAAUGUAUUGGUGUAUUAACAAAGUAUCUACUAAGUAAUAAAUAAUUUAAAUAAAAUUAAGGUGCGAAUACACUUGGUUCUUGAUGCUGCAGACCAACCGACUCAUCUCGAUAUUACAAUACAUAUAUUAGCUUGAGUAUAUUUAUCUUUGUAUGCGUCUACGAGUGCCUGUUUAAUACUUAGAUAACGACGGGUGGCGGAGCUAGUAGUCUCGAAGAAGGCACACGAAACAUUCAUCUUAAAUCAGGUGACGGGUGCAGUUCGAUACUAUCAUGGUCGUUCUGCCAUGAGAUGCAACUCAGUAUGUAUAUAGUUUUUAGCAGGUGAUGUGAAUAAUUAAAUGUUGGGUUGGAUAUAAAAAUCAAUACAAAAAUUGUUUAGAGGUUUGAUCACUUUUACUUCUACACCUAUGUUGAUAGUUACUCACAAAAUAUUUUUCUCCACAGUCACUUCCAUAAUAUAGUUAUGCCUUGUAUUCACUCGUUUUGGCGCCAGCCUACCUUCUGUGAUUUUCUCGUAUAAGUGUAGCCUAUUACUCACUAUGUUACUUACACAUACACAUUUAAAUGUGCCGUUUAUUUGAAUUAUAAAGUUAGACUACUUUUUUAUGGACGAGGAUGACAGUCGAGCGGUAUAUAAAAGAAUCACAAGAACGUUGCCAGCCUUUUAGAUUGGUGUACGCGCUUUUUGGAAGGUCCUACCCAGAGGAACGCCACACAUCCAGAUAGUGUGAUUGAUAUCCUAAUUUGUGGUGAUUGGUUCCUACGAACGGCGAAAUUCGGCGGCAGGAAGCAGGUGAAACAGCUCUUCGGAACACUCGCCGCGAUAAAUGCGGUAGAAGACACGCAAUGAAGCAACGCGACGUUUUAGCGUAACGCCAAGUGAUCUAGCCGUUAACAUGGAACUGCAUCUCCGAAAACUCGAGGAGGUCUGAGUUUUACGCGGUCAAAUGGUUCGAGCAAUUAUGUAGCUGGACCUGCGCUUUGUAGAGCGCUAGAAUUUGGGCCGGCUUGAAGUAUUGCAGACGUUCUGAGCAUGACAGGAGUAAUGCCAUUCGGUCCGCUCGACUUCUUUACGUCGAAGGAAGUCAGAGCUCGUCGAAAUCUUUCUGAACUACUUCCAGCAGCUCUGUUACCGCGGGAUGGUCAAUGGUGUUUUUACGCCGUCGUCAAUAGUCGAGUUGGAGGAAAAAAGAGUGCACAGAAGAUCGGCUUUUUCUUUUGCCGUAUGGGCCAGGGUGGCAUUCCUCAUGUGCCGCUUUCGACAACGACCAGAACUUGCGUGUUCCGGUCGGGUAACUGGAAAGCUGCUCGUCGAUUUUGAUGACGUGCCUAGAUUUCGCACGGGCGACAAGCCGCUUCAAAAUCUAGAGGCACGGUUAUAUUUCCUCUUUAGAACUUUGCAGUUCGGAUUCUUUGUCCUGCGACAGCGCUGCAACUCAAGUUCCAUACGUAUAUUUUCUGCAGUCAGAUGCUGCUUUAACUGACUAAUCGAACCAGGGCUGUGAUCUGCCACCGAUCGGUACUACAGAGCUUGGUAUAAAAAUAUCAGGCAAUGGGAUCAUCCGAAGGGAAAUAAACCUUGCCCCAAGGGUAGAAUGCAGAAAAGGAACACAUCCUAUCCCAAUCUGCUGUCUUGUCGAGCCAAACGUCUGCGAUGUGGCCGUUGGUCCAAAAAGGACGGCAUGUGGCAAUUGACGUUCUGCGAGCCGCUUUAGCGACUCAUCCAAUUGGGACAGACCAUACAAAAUUGCCUACCGUCCUUGUAAUUGAAUUGUAAAAUGACGAGCUUUUUGCUUAUCUAAUCUCAUCAUAUUAUUAUUUGUAGUAAAUUGCCAUCAAUCAAUCAAAUCAUAACGUAUUGAAAAAAAAAAACUUAAACUUUUAAUCUAAUAUUUUGUCAUCAGAUAAUUAUUGCACAUUGGUAUUUCCUGUGACCGAGUUAUUUAUUUGAUGAUUUUAGUCAUUUGAUGUCUUAAUAGAUAUUCUAUUACUUUUCUAAAAUCUCACCCGUCUGAUAUUUAUCGGGUUAGUCUUAAAGUUCGUUGUCUUAGCAGCAAAUUGUCUUUUUUCUUUUUUUGGCAGAAUUUUACUCAAGCAGUGGUAGGUACUGCUUGAACAGUUGUAAUCUGUUAUUUUAGUAACAACUAUCUUCGUUUGGCAUUUAUAAUAUAGACUCAUUGGUAUAAAUUUCUCCUAGGCGGCGACUUACGCUCUCUAUAAAUCAAAAUUCCAAAUCAAUGAAAAGAUAAGAAUAUUCCUGAUGCCGAGAACUUGUACAAAAUGAAUGUUUUGAGUUUAAUAAAUCACGCUGCUAUGUUGUCACUACUUCCACCUUCAAUUUAAUCCUAAACGUUUAGAUAACCUGUUGGAGAAUUGUAAUAAAUGCCCAGUUUGUAACAGGAAUAUUUGUUGUAUAGUAUACAAGUGAUAUAGAUCAUUAUGGAUAAUCUAGAUCUAUCUGAAGAUCAAAAGUUGGUAUUCAGUAUAACACCACUGUUUAAUGUAGUGUUUAUGUAAAUAUUUAAGAGUACAUGUCAGUGUGUAUGUGUAAUUAAUGUAUUGAGUAAUAUGGUACCUACAUAAGUAUUUAAGUUAAUAUAAAAAUGCAGUUGUUAUAAAGAUCUAUUUAUUGUAAAUAAACUUUACUUAUAACAUUCUAA